AUGAACAAAUCUAUCGUUCUGAUCUGUGCUGUGUGCUUGGUGAUUAUUGAGGCCCGACCGAAAUGGCAGUUUCUACCUCCAGUACCCGGCUACGUGCCUGUAUACAUAAGAACUGGGGACACACCACUGGAAGAAAUCAACCCUGAUCUAGCAGAAGCCUUCCACGCCCUCCCUGCGGGACGAAGCUCAUACAAGCUACUUGAUGCCUCUCCUGAAAUACCAGAACAAGCCGACCAACCCCAGCCGGAGCCUGUUUUGGAACCAGAGGAUUCAACAGUAGACCGCCGUCCAUACGAAAAAAAAUUCCUAGACAAAAAGAAGAAAGCGACUGAAGUACUGAAACCUUUUGAACGCAGAUAG
Parnassius apollo (apollo) is the source of this 360-nucleotide messenger RNA. The record is from the annotation of a GenBank genome assembly. NCBI's taxonomy places the organism in Eukaryota, Metazoa, Arthropoda, Insecta, Lepidoptera, Papilionidae.